Daldinia decipiens is the source of this 603-nucleotide messenger RNA. RefSeq lists its product as uncharacterized. Lineage: Eukaryota; Fungi; Ascomycota; Sordariomycetes; Xylariales; Hypoxylaceae. The record is from RefSeq and is a predicted model, not a curated record. The transcript has 2 exons. The coding region runs from base 106 to 378 and encodes 90 amino acids.
AGAUGCGAUUGACUUGUUGCGCAAUGACAACAACUACCUACAUGUGUAGAAGGCACUGCUAGACCGAACAGAAGGAAGCAAAAUUAAAACAUUAAACUUCAAGUUAUGACUCUGUUUCGUUGCCGUAGAUACAAGUGCAAGAACGAUCUGUUACCUAAACUUCAAGGGUCAAGAGUUCUUCUCAACUCUUUCUACCCAACUUUACUUUACCUUUUCCACAUUCUAGUUACUCAAAUCAAACAUCAGAGAACCUAUCAACUCUACAUAACUAUCCGAGCAACAUACCAUAUCUCGAACCUAUUCUACAUUAUACAUUACUACAGGGAUUGCCGUCCUUUCAACACCCACGGAGUCCACUAUACACUCCACCUCCCCUAACUUCACCAUUCCGGGCCACCCCACCGGGAAUUCCAAGUAAGCGUUUAAUAUUUUCGAAAUAUCCCGAAUACCUUCCAAAUAUCCAUAUACGAAUUGAUAUUGGGUUAAGCCGGAACAGGGCAGCCAAUUGGAGGCAACCGGGGCGGGGAAGUGAGAGUGGGUGGAUGUAGAGGACCGGGUGUUGGUGGCAGAAACAGUUCAACGGUGCCUGGCAAUGCGUGAAAG